Molecule: messenger RNA, 3023 nt
Organism: Xiphophorus couchianus (Monterrey platyfish)
Lineage: Eukaryota; Metazoa; Chordata; Actinopteri; Cyprinodontiformes; Poeciliidae
Exons: 9
Coding region: 7-2631 (874 amino acids)
Biological process (GO): regulation of translational fidelity
Cellular component (GO): membrane; cytoplasm
Molecular function (GO): nucleotidyltransferase activity; tRNA binding; double-stranded RNA binding
Source: RefSeq, a predicted model, not a curated record
GCUGUCAUGGCUCAGCGCAGCUCACUGGAUGAGUCUGUUGGCAUUCUCAGCAUCUCUGCAGGCUCUCUCCUGCUGCUGGUGAACAGCUAUGCCAGCACUCAUGAGAAAGACUUCAUCCCCCACACUGCGCUGGGGAUUUUACUCCUCAUCAUUGCUGCCCUGAUAGCUUACACAGGUGUCCGUCACAGUCUGUCCCACUCCCGACUGUUUUCCACUCUGUGUCUGACUAUCUCUGCGCUGUGGUGUGGGUCGGGUCUGGUCUACAUCCUGACAGGACAGAGAGUGUUGCCACUGACAGAGCUAAAAUCCUCUCUGAUUCCUGGCCUGGCAGCAUUUACCUUAGCCCUGUUCAUCAUUGGCAUCGCAGCCCUCUUUGUGAAGAAACCAGUUCUCCUGGUCAUAGCUAUCAGCAUUUCCUUAGCCUGUGCCCAUCAAAUCGCUGGUCUGUCAGAUUCAGACUUCGGUCAGUCUGCCACAGCUGCAAACUACCUCCUUGUUUGUCUUGUGUGUGCCUAUUUUGGCUUUGGGCGUUUGCUGUACACCAUCACACAGGGCAAAGUGAAACCUCCAGGAACAAUCAUGAAACAGAAAAAUGAACUGAAAACAGAGCAGAACCAGAGCUGCAGUGCUGUAAUUAGUGUAGGUUUGGUGAUGAACUUGUUAUCUGCCUCUGUAUUAGCCUGUCCCCUGGUAGGCGUGGUCCCCCAUCUCUCUGUUGGCCAUGUCCCCUGGCUCUGGACAGCUGGAGUCUUCCAGCUUGGCAUGUGUGUCCUCUUUUACCGAGCAAUGGACACAUUAGCUGCGACUUUCUAUGGUUUUACAUCUUUGCUCAAAUUUGCUGAGGGUUACAGCGCUCUGUUAUCGUUGUACUCCAUUCAGCCGUUCUCCCCGGUUCCCUUCCCUGUUGUCUUUGCCGUUCUUUUCUUUGUCCUCGCGCUGUUCAGCUGUCAGAAGAGCUUGUUGGAUGGCCUCUACCAGUUAUUCUUUGUAGCCUACUGUAUUUCCAUCGCAGCCCAACCUCAAGGCUUCUUCCAAGGUGGCACUCAGGGUGUACAAGGAGCUAUCUUUGUAGCUUCUGCUGGAGUGCUUUUUGUUACAACAGUCAACAUGGUCUCCAGCACCAAAAUUCCUACUGGGCAGGGACACUUCAAAGCUUUAGUAACCAGAAUCCGCAGUCUCACUCUCAGGGCUCUGGAUAAAGACCUGCAUACACCUCACCUUGGAUACUCCAAAUAUGCAGAUGCAGAAGUGCUGGGCCACGCCUGCAAUGUUCUGGCAGCUUUUGCCAUCACAGCCACCAUUGGGGACAGGAAUCCUCUGACUGUACUGGUUUUGCCCUGGGCAGUGAUGGCUGGUGGAGUGUUGCAGCUCCUGUGUGGUUCAGUGGCGUUUGCUCGGGGUAAAACUCUCGAGAGCACUGCUUUUAUUCUCUACGGGUUGAUGUGGACGGUGUGGGGGUUGACACGAUUUGGUGGUCUUUACAGUGAGACCAGAGGCUUCAGUGUCGCUGUUGGGAUUAUUGGUUUCAUGAUGUUUAACCUCCUGUUGACAAUUGCAGCAAUAUUUCUUAAUGUUGCCUGGUUUGUCUAUGCAUUCACCUUCCAGCUCAUCCUUAUCAGCUUCCUGCUGGAUGCAAUUGGUGCACUGCCCUAUGGUUAUGAUAUUGGCGUCACAAUCAUCUUUGGUCUUGUCAGUUUUUACUGUUUCUUGGCGCACAUUUUCAACAGCACCUUCCAGUCUCCUCAAAUCCCCUUAGGAAGACCUUUAGUCAAUCUGGGUGGGGUCGGAGGAGGGGAAGGGGUCUGUCCGCAUGUACCAGCUCGCAAAGCAGCAUCAGUUCAGCAGAUUGCAGAAAUCAUGAAAAAUGGAGGCAUAUGUGGAAUGCCAACUGACACUGUCUAUGUGCUGGUGGCUGCCUGCAACAGACCAGAUGCAGUUAUCAAAGCUUACAAAGUUAAGAAGCAGGCUGAGGACCGACCCAUGUCCAUGUGGAUCUCUUCUGUCAAGCAGCUGGAGCCUGUUAGACACCUGCUGAGUCCCCUGCUCCUGGACUUCAUGGAGUCUGCAUGGCCUUCCUCUAUCAGCAUGGUCAUCCCCAGAGGACCAUGGUUGGACAUAUUUGGUUUGGGAGAUGCUGCCAAACACAUCGGGACUCCACAAAGCAUUGCCAUCAGGAGCCCAGACUGUGCAGUAGCUACACAUCUGAUUAAUUUGGUGGGUCCAAUUGCAGUAACCUCAGCCAACCCAACAGGCGAGGCAGAUACAACUCACCAUAACCAAGUUUAUGCUAAACUGGGAAAAAAGGUUGAAGGAGUGUUGUGUGAUGGCCCCUCCCCUGAGAAUAUUGCAUCUACUGUGGUUGACUGCACCAAGAUUGAAACUGGACAAAUUGGUUUCUUCAGAGUGGGCCUCAUUCCAAAAUCCAAGGUCUUCCAGAUUUUUGAGAAAGUUAAGAACCGGCAUAGUCAAGGGCAAAUAAAUCCUGCUUUUGAACAUGAUCUGGCUCCUCCAGACACCCAAACUGAGGAAAGUUUAGGACGGGAUGAAACCUCAGAAUCAGGAAGAGAAACUGAAAACUCGGCUCUCUCCACAACGCAUGAGCAAAGCACAGACCUCAAUAGCGACUCCUAGUAUCUAUUUUUGGAGAUUUGUGUUGCUUUCUAAAAUAUGUACUCAUGUCUAAUACAUAAAUAAAUAUAGAAUAUAUAGAUAUGCAAUAAAUAUCAGAUGCAAUAAAUAUCAGAACUUACAUUCAUGUAGUAAAUUUACAUGUUUUAUUAGAGAGCAACAUUUCAUGUAUAUCAUAAAUUGUAUUAGAAAACAAAACUUUGAAUGUCAAUAUUUACUUUUUCUGCUGUGUCAUCUUUUUAUAUUCUUCUUUGUGGCUGGAUAAGAAUAACAAUAUUCGAAAUGACAUAUGUGCACUAUGUGUAUUUAAAGAAUAUUACAAAAGAUAGCACCUUUACAUAAGCACAAUCUGAUCUAUGAAGUAGAUUGUUUGCAUUAAAAUGUUUCAAACCACA